Zea mays is the source of this 1652-nucleotide messenger RNA. RefSeq names its product Dopamine beta-monooxygenase. The coding region runs from base 175 to 1401 and encodes 408 amino acids. The transcript has a single exon. The record is from RefSeq and is marked validated. Lineage: Eukaryota; Viridiplantae; Streptophyta; Magnoliopsida; Poales; Poaceae.
GCCCCACUAAAACCCCACUUACGCGCGCAAACAAAGCCUAAGCACACACACACACACACACCAGGAGCCGCGCACCUCACGGCACACUAUCUCGUGCCGUCGUGGGAGUGGUGUGGUCGUGUGGCUAAACCUGUUCGCGGCGCGCCACUUGCCGUGCGACACGGCUGCGCAGCGAUGUGGCAGACGCGCAGCUUGCUACUACUCAUCGUUGCGGUGGUCGUCGCCGCCGCCCUCCCCGACUGGGCGGUGGCCGCGGCGGCGGGGCGGUGCACGACGUCCACGCCAGUCAAGACGUACGACAAGUGCAUCGCGCUGCCGACGCAGGGCGCCACGCUGGCGUGGACCUACGACGCGCGGAACGCGACGCUGGACGCGGCGUUCACGGGCUCCUUCAUCUCGCCGUCGGGCUGGGUGGCCUGGGGCGUGAACGCGGACGCGCCGGCGAUGACGGGGGCGCGCGUGCUCGCCGCCUUCGCCGACCCGUCCACGGGCGCGCUCCUGGCGCUGCCGUUCCUCCUCUCCCCCGACGUGAAGCUGCAGGCGUCGCCGCUCGUGUCCCGGCCGCUGGACAUCCCGCUGCUGGCGUCCUCCGCGUCGCUCGCCUCCCCCGCGCGCACCGUCCGCGACGGCGCCAGGGUGACGGUCGCGGCCACCAUCCGGCUGUCCCCGAACCGCACCAGGGUGCACUUCGUGUGGAACCGGGGGCUGUACGUGCAGGGCUACUCCCCGACCAUCCACCCCACGGACGCCUCCGACCUGGCGUCGCACGCCACCGUCGACAUCCUCACCACCGCCACCGAGGCGUCGCCCAUCGCCUCCGCCGCGCUGCAGUGGCUGCACGGCUCCCUGAACGCGCUCUCGUGGGGGCUCCUCCUCCCGGUCGGCGCGGCGGUGGCGCGGUACCUGCGGCCGUGCGCGUCCACGGGGCCCGCCUGGUUCUACGCGCACGCGGCAAUGCAGGCGACCGGGUACACCCUGGGCGCCGCCGGCUUCGCGCUGGGGCUGGUGAUGGGCUCCGCGUCGCCCGGCGUCACGUACAAGCUGCACCGCGGGCUGGGCAUCGCGGCGGCCACGGCGGGGAGCCUGCAGACGCUGGCCAUGUUCUUCCGGCCCAAGACCACCAACCGCUACCGCAAGUACUGGAAGUCGUACCACCACCUGGUCGGGUACGGCUGCGUCGUGGUCGGGGUCGUCAACGUGUUCCAGGGCUUCGAGGUCAUGGGGCUCGGCGCCUCCUACUGGAAGCUCGGCUACUGCCUGGCGCUCGCCACGCUGAUGGGCGCCUGCGUGGCGCUGGAGGUGAACGCGUGGGUGGUCUUCUGCCGGAGGCAGCAGGAGGAGAAGCUUAUGAGGAGGGAGGUGGAGGACGUCGUCGUCAAGGAUAGGGCAGCCGCCUUCUAGUUCUAGUGCUUGUCUUGCUACCCUCCGGCCUCCGCUCCGCUGCCAGGACAUGCUGGAGGUUUCGGCCGACGGGGGACCCAGGGGCUGGUGAGAGCGACGUCUCGAGGAUGCGGGCACGCUCACAGUCACAGGCUCACAGCUACUGGGUGGGGAGUGGGGACAAAGUGCCACGGCGUGCUCUAUUUUGUCGCAUGAUAAGAGUGUGGUUUUUUCAGAUCCUUCUCAAUCAAUAUAUACAGUAGAAAUUCUUG